Anopheles marshallii is the source of this 1317-nucleotide messenger RNA. It is a transcript of the gene Acph-1, whose product is annotated as prostatic acid phosphatase. Lineage: Eukaryota; Metazoa; Arthropoda; Insecta; Diptera; Culicidae. Gene Ontology annotation, molecular function: phosphatase activity. The transcript is spliced from 3 exons. The coding region runs from base 1 to 1317 and encodes 438 amino acids. The record is from RefSeq and is a predicted model, not a curated record. Gene Ontology annotation, biological process: dephosphorylation.
AUGGUGGCCAAAAUCGUUGGACCACAGUUUCGGUCAUUGACUGCGUUGCUGUUUGUGGGAAUGGCGUUAAUGGUGCAGGACGUCAGCGGAAUUGCUAAUGGGACGAACAGCAAUGGGGGUGACGCGAAGCUCAUUUUUGCUCAUGUGCUUUUCCGCCAUGGUGAUCGUACUCCGAUCGAUCUGUAUCCUAACGAUCCUUGGAAGGAUCCCAGCCACUGGACAGCAGAUUGGGGACAGCUAGUGAACGCUGGUAAAAUGCGCCAUUUAAUGCUAGGAAAAUGGCUACGCCACCGCUAUUCGAGUUUGCUGAAAAACACAUACAGCAACAAUGAGAUUUACGUACGCUCUACCGACGUUGACCGAACACUGAUGAGUGCCGAGGCAAAUCUCGCCGGAUUAUACCCACCGCAGGGAGCUGAUGUAUGGGACUCGGCCAUAACUUGGCAACCGAUACCAGUGCAUACGGUUACGGAAGAACUGGACAGUGUGCUGGCAGCAAAAAAACGGUGUCCCGCUUUUGAUCACGCACUGAAGGUCUAUCGUCAGUCGGAACCAUACCAUUCGUACAAUGCUUCUUUGGAGCAGCUGUAUCGUUAUGUGACGGAGAAGACGGGUCGCCGAUACGAUUCCAUGUCAUCUGUACAGAAUCUUUACAGCGCACUGCUGAUAGAGGAGCUAAACAACUUUACGCUGCCUGACUGGACAAAGACGGUCUACCCGGAACCUUUGCGAUCGAUUUCCGCAGUGACAUUUGCAGUAAAAACGAACACUACCCAGCUGGCCCGUCUAAAAAUGGGUCCACUUGUGAAGGAGAUGCUUCAUCGGUUCCGGUCGAAAGCAAAGGGAACACUGAAACCGAACCGGUCCGUCUGGAUAUACAGUGCGCACGAUGUUACGGUCGCCAGUUUGCUAAAUGCGUUGCGAAUUUUUGAACUGCACAAUCCGCCCUUCGCAGCGUGCAUUAUGCUUGAACUGCGACAACCCGCCAACGGUGAACAGGCGUACGUGGAAAUAUUCUACAAAAAUACCACAGCCGAACCGUUCCAGUUGACCGUACCUGGCUGUACCGCUCAAUGUCCACUGGAUAAGAUGUUUGAAAUUUAUGACAGCAUUAUGCCGAAAGACUGGGAAUCCGAGUGUCAACUAUCCCUGCUGUCGAUGAGCUACGUCGAGGCGGAUAUGAAUUCGGCCAGCAGUUUGAUCGGGAUUGUGCUAUUGACUGCCAUUUCGAUGCUCGUUCUGCUGACCGUUGUAGCCAUUGCGAAACGUCGCAACAGUAUGAACAGCGAACGAUGGUACCUACGGAUUGAUGGGUGA